Diaporthe amygdali is the source of this 663-nucleotide messenger RNA. RefSeq lists its product as uncharacterized. The transcript is spliced from 2 exons. Lineage: Eukaryota; Fungi; Ascomycota; Sordariomycetes; Diaporthales; Diaporthaceae. Bases 1 to 663 code for a protein of 220 amino acids. The record is from RefSeq and is a predicted model, not a curated record.
AUGUCUGCCAACGAUUACUACUCUGGCGGUGGCGGCGGCGGACACCACCAGCAACAGCAGUACGGUGGCCAGGGCUACGGACAACAGGGCUACGCCCCCUCCCACUCCCCCUACAACCAGGGCGGAUACAACCCACCCCCUCAGCAAAGCUACAGCUCUGGCCCCCAGCACGGCGGCUACGGCGGAAGCCCCGCCCCAUACCAGCAGCAGCCACAGCAUCAGGGCUACGGCGGCGGCCAGCAAUACCCUCCUCAGCAGCCACAGUACGCCCCACAGCACGGCCACCAGCAGCAGCAGCAGCAGUACGGCCACCAGUCCCAGGGCUCAUACGGCGCCCCACCGGCCGCGCACGGCGGUGCCCCCUACGGCCAGCAGCACGGAGGAGGCGCCCCGGGCCAGCCCGGGCAGCAGGAUGACCGCGGCCUGAUGGGGACAGUGCUCGGGGCCGGCGCUGCCGGGUACGCGGCCCACUCGGCCGGAGGUGGCGGGCUUGCCUCGGUCGGAGCUGCGAUCGCAGGUGCUAUUGGCGGGAACAUGCUUGAGAACAAGUUCGACAAGAAGAAGAAGGACAAGAAGGACAAAAAGCACAAGAAAGAGAAGAAGCACGGCCAUCACAAGCGGAGGGGGAGCGGUAGCUCCUCGUCGAGCAGUGAUUCUGACUAG